AUGAAGUUGACAGCAAGUGCCAGCGAGAACACCGUCCACCAACUCAGCGGGGCUUAUUCUUUCCUGAGAUUUGGGGAAUGUGAGUAUGCUUUCCUGAGAUUUGGGGAAUGUGAGUAUGCUUUCCUGAGAUUUGGGGAAUGUGAGUAUGCUUUCCUGAGAUUUGGGGAAUGUGAGUAUGCUUUCCUGAGAUUUGGGGAAUCUGAGUAUGCUCUCCUGAGAUUUGGUGCGUGUGAGUAUUCUUUCCAGAGAUUCGGGGAAUGUGAGUAUGCUUUCCUGACAUUUGGGGAAUGUGAGUAUGCUUUCCUGAGAUUUGAGGAAUGUGAGUAUGCUUUCCUGAGAUUUCGUGCCUGUGAGUAUGCUUUCCUGAGAUUUGGGGAAUGUGAGUAUGCUUUCCUGAAAUUUGGUGCGUGUGAGUAUGCUUUCCUGAGAUUAGGGGAAUGUGAGUAUGCUUUCCUGAGAUUUGGGGAAUGUGAGUAUGCUCUCCUGAGAUUUGGUGCGUGUGAGUAUUCUUUCCUGAGAUUUGGGGAAUGUGAGUAUGCUUUCCUGAGAUUUGGGGAAUGUGAGUAUGCUUUCCUGAGAUUUGGGGAAUGUGAGUAUGCUUUCCUGAGAUUUGGUGCGUGUGAGUAUGCUUUCCUGAGAUUUGGGGAAUGUGAGUAUGCUUUCCUGAGAUUUGGGGAAUGUGAGUAUGCUUUCCUGAGAUCUGGUGCCUGUGAGUAUGCUUUCCUGAGAUUUGGGGAAUGUGAGUAUGCUUUCCUGAGAUUUGGUGCCUGUGAGUAUGCUUUCCUGAGAUUUGGUGCCUGUGAGUAUACUUUCCUGAGAUUUGGUGCGUGUGGGUAUACAUUCCUGAGAUUUGGGGAAAGUGAGUAUGCUUUCCUGAGAUUUGGUGCGUGUGAGUAUGCUUUCCUGAGAUUUGGGGAAUGUGAGUAUACUUUCCUGAGAUUUGGGAAUGUGAGUAUGCUUUCGUGAGAUUUGAUGCGUGUGAGUAUGCUUUCCUGAGAUUUGGGGAAUGUGAGUAUGCUUUCCUGAGAUUUGGGGAAUGUGAGUAUGCUUUCCUGAGAUUUGG
Messenger RNA from Microcebus murinus (gray mouse lemur), 1063 nucleotides. The record is from RefSeq and is a predicted model, not a curated record. NCBI's taxonomy places the organism in Eukaryota, Metazoa, Chordata, Mammalia, Primates, Cheirogaleidae.